ACGUUGGAUUCUCAUUUGAGCGGCAUCAGCUGUUGGAAGUCUGUGACGCAAGUUCUCUUCAACCACAGAAAUGGGAAAGGGAUUCGGUGAGCUUGCCCACGUCAGAGGCAUCAUCAAAUACUCUCUGUCUCCCUUUGAACAGAAAGCAUUUGCUGGAGCCAUCAAAUAUGGUGUCCCAAACUUGUUCAGGAGGUUCCGUGGACAGGUCCUACGUGUUGCUCCUCCAUUCAUCAUUGGCUACAUGAUCUACCAGACAGUGGAGGGAAGACACACUCAGCUAAUGAGGAAGAAUCCUGCUGACUUUGAAAAUGACGAAUAAUUUGUAUCUAUAAAUAUGGAAAUUGUGGUUGUAAACAUUUGGAUUGAUGUUAAAAACAAAACAAAACAAUAAAAUGUUAAUAAAGAAGACCUGACCAGUUAUUCUACAGUGCACAUCUUAAUACCACAAUCUUCUUUAAUGUAAAUAUCCAUUAACCAAUAAAUAAUUUUGUAAC
Penaeus chinensis is the source of this 494-nucleotide messenger RNA. RefSeq names its product cytochrome b-c1 complex subunit 8-like (gene UQCR-Q). Bases 71 to 319 code for a protein of 82 amino acids. The record is from RefSeq and is a predicted model, not a curated record. NCBI's taxonomy places the organism in Eukaryota, Metazoa, Arthropoda, Malacostraca, Decapoda, Penaeidae. The transcript is spliced from 3 exons. Gene Ontology annotation, biological process: mitochondrial electron transport, ubiquinol to cytochrome c.